UUCCUUAUUCUACCUUUUGAUUCCAGUACAGAUGUUGGAUCAUCCUCAUAUCUCUUCAUCAAUACCAAUUUCCUUUAACGGCUAACUAUAACGAUAUAUGUGUUGGACCAUUCUCAUAUCUAUUCCAUGAAGACCAAUCUUCCUUAACGCCUGUAUUAAUUUCUGUUCACUUACUCUUAACAUUUAAUGAUCUUGCUGUUUCACCUAAAUUAAUUUGUAUUUACAAAAAAAUCUGAAGUACAAAUGGAAACGUUAAAAUAAACCUAUUUUCAACUAAAAUUGUAGUUAAAUUUACCUUUCAAAUUGGAAAUUGUUUUCAGGACACAGUUUUUGAAAUUUAAACAAAUUCUUAAACAAAAUACUACAACACCUUGACUAAAACAAAUUUCAACUGAUAUCAUACACCAGGGAAUAAACUUUUCUGAUAAAAUUAACCGAUUAACACUAAGACAAAAAUUGGUGGUAACGUCAUUUUCUUUUUUUUUUAUUUAUAUUUAUUUUAUAUUUUUUCUUAUUUUGAAUAGUUUGUUUAAAAAUAAAAAGCAUACUAAAAACAGGACUGCAUUUUAAAUUGUAAAAAAGAAUAUAAAAUAACUAUUUAAUAUAUUCUACUUUAGAAAGGAACACUAAAAAAUUAUGCAGCAUGCUAGAGUAUCAGUCUUCACAAAAUCAUGAAGAAUUUGUCGAAAAAAAUCCGGUGGUUCUACCACAAAACGAUGGAAAAUUAUCGUUAACUAAGCUCUGGGAAACUAUUGUACGUACAAAUCGUCUUCCAGAUGGCAUCAGUGAAACCUUUCUCUAUGAAGAGGUUCGUGACAAACUACGAGACCCAGAAAAAGAAGUCCGCCAGCACGCUCUCAGGGUACUUAUGGACUUAAUAAAGGUAACUCAACCUUCAAACCUAGAUAUCCGGAUGCAAGACUUGGUCCCUGAAAUCCUAAAAAUAUUAGGUCACUCCGCUCCAUCCUUAAGAAAAAGUGCUUUAGAUUCCCUUAAGAAAUAUUUAAAAGUUAGUAAAAAUUACAACUACCUCAUGAGAGAGUUGCUGAACUCUCCUGACCAUUUGACCAAUGCAGCUCCUUUUUUGAUAAAUCGUGAAACGGAUGAUUUGACAGUGAUACUGGUAAUAGAACAGUUAUGGAAGGAACUAGAAGAUCCUACCGUCAAUCAAGAGAUUCCUGCAAAAUCUCUAGCCAGAUUAAGGUAUAAUCUUGGAGAUGAUAGAUUCAAACACCUAAUAGGUCUACUAAGGUAUCGAAAACUGCAAGAAAUUUGUGAAAUCUACGGUCUUCCAAUGGACUACAGUGACGGAGAAGCUGCCCAUAAUGAUAAGGAAUUAUGGAGCAGCGACGAGAUGAUCGAAGACAGAGUCAUCUUGGAGACCGAAAUAACUUUAAAAACUGGCCCUGCGAUCACUAUGAAAAUACACGAAGAAAGCAGACCUAGCAGUUCCAUAAGCAAUUCGGCAGAAAUCGAAGAAAAUUCCAUUGGUGUUGUUAAAAUUCUUCCAGAUGAUAGUGAAAGUGAUUAUGAAGAAGCGAGAAAAACGCCAAGAACUCCAAGAAAAGUACGUUUCGGGGGAGAAUCAGUGAAAUUACGCACCCCCGAGAGUGAUAGUAGUAAUCAAGACGAACCAAAAAAUGCGUUACUAAUAACUGUUACAGACGCAGUUAUUAAACAUAGGUUGCAUAGAUCAGCACCAAAUUUGAGCCGAAAUUAUGGUAAUACGAAGAUACCGUUUAAGCGAGAUUCUAAUAUCAAAGAAAAGUUCAAAAUAAGUGACGUAAAUGAAUUCAGUCAAAUCAAGCUAGAACCAAAGAAAAUGACAAAUAUUAAACUAAGAAUAAAUACAAAAAACAAAUCAUCAGACCAUUUAACUGUACCGAACGUUAUGACACCAACCUUACCAUCGGAUCCCAUCAACCGUUCAAAUAACACCAGUCCUCUUCUUCAAUCAGUCCUGCAUAAACCAAUUGAAGUUUUACAUAACCUUACCAGAAGUCCUGUAGCAAAACGCCGUCCCAGCACUGUAGAUGUUUGUGGCCAAUCGAAUAAUAGUACCAGUAAUGCAUUUAACAGCUUCCAAGUUUGUCCAGCAAUAUCACAGGAAGAAUCUUUCGACUCUAAAUCUAUAGAAUCUAAGGAGACAGAAGACUUCUUCGAUAGCUUCCAUAUCUAUCCAACAUUGCAAACUUCUCAGGUUUUAUCUUUACCACCCGUAGAUAUCAGAAAUAAUAACUCUAAUAAUGGUAAUAACUCUUCUCAGGUUUUGUCUUUACCUCCUGAAGAUAUCAGAAACAAUAACUCUAGCAAUGGGAGUGAAACAAAAUCAUCGUUUGAGAAAAGUGAUAGCAAGGAUACGGAAAACACAGCUUAUAGUGAUUCUCCAAGUUCCUUGGGCAGUAAAGUAAAAGCUUUGGACUAUAAUCAACCCCGUGCUUUAGAGUAUAUUCCAGCAGAAAGGAAAAAUGAUUACGACAGUUUUAUGGUAUACCCAAAUGUUGGCGGACUUAGUCAAGAUGAUAAAGCUACUAGUGUGCAAAACGGAUUAAAGGAAGAUCUGGAUUUCAGUAGCCGGUGGCAAUUAUCCUCAUUAAGCUCUGAGGACAAUUUGUGGAAUAAAUCUGAAGCCCUGGAUAAUCUAGUGAAAAUGCUUAAACAACCUGGUACCUGUGAAAACUUAGAACCGGGACCGGCCGCAUUAUUAUUUGAAGCUUUGUUUGCCUGCCAAAAUUUUGACAAACUUCACUUUUUAGCUGAUGAUGCUCUAACUUUAAUGGUAAAAAAUAUCAGACCUGAAGUUCUCGAGCAAUGUCUUGGACGAAUAAGUUUGGGUAUAUGUAAAAUAGGUGCACCUUCAGGGAUAAAUCUCUCAAUGGAAAUAAUGAAAAAAUGUCCACCCAAACGAUUUUUGUCUGAAGUUAUAGAUAGAUGUUUCGCCCAUAAAACAAGAGAAGGUGCCCUGCAAGUAUUAAUGGCUUCAGCGAGACUUCUUCCCAGAAGUGAUUUAGAAAUCGUUAAAAUGACGGAGUUUUCUUCAGCGACUUUAAGAGAUCGAAGGCGAAAAGUUAGACAUGCAGCACUCGAAACUCUAGCAUCACUAGCUCAACUUUGUUCGAAUACUGAAGUUUUAGAUAUUGUCGAACGGGUCACAAAAGCUGCCCCGGAUCAUUUGUAUCUUGUGAGAGUGGUAAGAACAAGACUUUCCCGUAGACAGCUACCGACCAUUGAAUUGGACGGCACGGUGCGCUACUCAUCUCCAAGAGAUCAAACAGAAUUAGACUGGCUAGCGGGAAGCGUAGCUACAGAUAGUCACUCAGUUUCAUCGUCUGCAUCAUCUUCUAAUCAAUCGGUUAAUUAUUGGAGAAGAAAUUCAAGGCACGAAGAAGAGUACAAGCGGAUUGAUUCUGUACAGUCUUCUCUUAAUGAUGAAAGUGCCAAUGGUAAUCAACAAAUUUGGGCAGUUGACCCUUCUGUCUUCCCUCGAAAUGGAUCUGUCAAGGAAAAAAAUACCAAAGGGAAAUCGCCGACCCUUCGUCCUGUAUACAUCCUCCAACCGGAGGCGGUAACCGAAGGAGGCAGAGGCCACCGCCGAUACGACCGAGGGAGAUCCUUUUCACCUCCUAAAUCGAAUCACAAGCAUCCUUCGCCCAAUGUAACAGCAUCCGUAACACAUCAACAAGUGGUUGCCACCCCUAGGCAUUUUAGGUAUAAAGAAGGCGUUCGGAAAAGCUUUUCGUCCGAGCAACUGUUUGUUGGGGAGAGAGAGCAACAUCACGAACCGUAUUCAUUUUCUUUAUCUAGUAGAUCAUCAACGACUUCAACGGGUUCUUCCACAAAAAGUGGCACCUGGCAUAAAGAAUUGAGGUCAGGAAUUCCAGUGCCUAUUACCUCAGAGACGAAAUUCAGACUGCGAACAAACGUUACAACUAAUAAUGUUGCUGGUCCCGUUAUAGCCCGUAGGUUAGUGAUUUUUUCCUGA
Diabrotica virgifera virgifera (western corn rootworm) is the source of this 3982-nucleotide messenger RNA. RefSeq lists its product as uncharacterized. Bases 644 to 3982 code for a protein of 1112 amino acids. The transcript has 13 exons. The record is from RefSeq and is a predicted model, not a curated record. NCBI's taxonomy places the organism in Eukaryota, Metazoa, Arthropoda, Insecta, Coleoptera, Chrysomelidae.